Messenger RNA from Scleropages formosus (Asian bonytongue), 1918 nucleotides. RefSeq names its product transmembrane protein 39B (gene tmem39b). Bases 269 to 1735 code for a protein of 488 amino acids. Lineage: Eukaryota; Metazoa; Chordata; Actinopteri; Osteoglossiformes; Osteoglossidae. The transcript has 9 exons. Gene Ontology annotation, cellular component: membrane. The record is from RefSeq and is a predicted model, not a curated record.
CUGUCCCUUUAAGAGCGCGCGGCCUCGCCCGCGAGUGUCACUGGGACACGUGCUCCCCGGCGCGUCCUCGUCAUCGCGCGUCCGCAAGCGGAACCAUCUCUGCGACACCAUGGAGACCCGCGCGUUGUUCACGCGCGGAUGCGGCGCUCGUGCCGAACAACGCCGGUGCUAAUAGCUUAGGCCGCGGCGCGCGACAGGAUCUCCGCUCCGGUCGACCGGUGCAGGUACCCAGGACAGAGCGGCAGGAGGGCAGCGGCGCAGUCCGGCAAUGGCGGGUGGACGGAGGGGUGCAAACCGCACCUCCUACUGUCGCUCUCCGCUGGGUGGCGACUCGGGUUCGGUGAGCAAUGGCAGCCACUCGACCAGUUCGCCUGUGACAGGAGUCCGGUCGCGAACCAGGAGCAGCUCCGGUACGAGCAUGUCCAGCCCCCCGCUCGCUGCGCAGACGGUGGUCCCUCUGAAGCAUUGCAAAAUCCCGGACCUGUCCGUGGAGCGCAACGUCCUGUUUGAGCUGCACCUCUUCUUCUGCCACCUUGUCGCACUCUUCGUCCACUAUGUCAACAUCUACAAGACGGUGUGGUGGUACCCGCCCUCGCACCCACCCUCCCACACCUCCUUGAACUUCCACCUCAUCGACUACAACUUGCUGGCGUUCGUCGUCAUCAUUCUGGCCCGGCGGCUCAUCGCGGCCGUCGUCAAGGAGGCCUCCCACAGCGGGAAGCACUCGUUCCCUCACUCGAUGGCGCUGGUCACCGGACGCUUCGCUGUGCUCACGCUCACCGGUUGGGGUUUGUGCCGCUGCCUCAUCCACCUGCUGAGGACGUACUCGGCCCUCAACCUGCUCUUCCUGUGCUACCCGUUCGGCAUGUACAUUCCGUUUCUGCGGCUGAGCUGCGACCUGCGGCGCACCGGCUCGCUGUCCCCCGUCGCCAGCAUUGGCUCCAAGGAGGUGGGCGGAGUCAGCGGCGGGAGGGACUACCUAAGCGUGCUGAAGGAGACUUGGAAGCAGCACACGAGCCAGUUGUGUGGGACACAGGCCACGCCCACGCACGCCUGCUGCCUGUCGCCGGACCUCGUGCGCAAGGAGGUCGAGUUCCUCAAGAUGGACUUCAACUGGAGGAUGAAGGAGGUGCUUGUGAGUUCCAUGCUCAGCGCCUACUACGUGGCCUUCGUGCCUGUCUGGUUUGUCAAGAGCACGCAGUACGUGGACAAGCAGUGGUCCUGCGAGCUCUUCCUGCUCGUGUCUGUGAGCACGUCAGUCAUCCUCAUGCGGCACCUGCUGCCGUCCCGCUACUGCGACCUGCUGCAUAAAGCCGCCGCCCACCUGGGCUGCUGGCAGAAGGUGGACCCCGCCCUCUGCUCCAAUGUCCUGCAGCACAUGUGGACGGAGGAGUACAUGUGGCCCCAGGGUGUGCUGGUGAAACACAACAAGAAUGUGUACAAGGCCGUGGGCCACUACAAUGUGGCAGUGCCAUCUGACGUCUCCCACUACCGCUUCUACUUCUUCUUCAACAAGCCCCUCCGAAUAUUGAACAUCCUCAUCGUUUUGGAGGGGGCCAUGAUCUUCUACCAGCUCUACUCGCUCAUCUGUUCGGAGAAGUGGCACCAGACCAUAUCCGUGGCCCUCGUCCUCUUCAGCAACUACUACGCCUUUUUCAAGCUGCUGCGAGACAGGAUCGUCCUGGGCAAGGCGUACUCGUACCCCGGGGGUGCCGGCGAGCACAAGGCCAGCUAGCUGUCCGCUCUCAGCCCGUCCUCCUGGAGCAGCGCAGAAUACAAGAGAGCUUUGUAUUUUUUCUACAGUUGCAUUUUUUGUGUCGUUUUCUUCAGAAAUGUAAUGAUAAAAAGCAUAUUUUUGUAUUCCCUAAAAAAUGCGUCUGUGUCCUUUGCUGGCUCUUGGGCUCUUUGUUUCAGGCCC